Kogia breviceps (pygmy sperm whale) is the source of this 2631-nucleotide messenger RNA. The record is from RefSeq and is a predicted model, not a curated record. NCBI's taxonomy places the organism in Eukaryota, Metazoa, Chordata, Mammalia, Artiodactyla, Physeteridae.
GAGGUUGAUGCGCUCUGAGAGCGCUGGACGGAGGCGGUGAACGGAGGUUUUCUCUUGGCCAGUGAUGGGGCUGAGCCCCUCUGAUUUCCCCAGGCCACCCCUGCACUGCCUCUGCUUGGUUCUGCGUCUGCUCGCUGAAGAAGCUGAACAGGCAAGAGGAGUCUCUUCCCCUGGGUGCAUAGGUCCCCGUUGGCCGAGGCUUUGAGUCCUAACCGCCACAGCUGACGGCUGCGAGGGAUUGAGACCAGAAAAUUUGAUUAUGAUGUGUCUGAGCUUGGACCUUCUUGGAUUUAUCCUGUUUGGGGUUUGCUGAGGACUGAGAAUGAUACAAGCAGAAAGAUUUCUGAGAAAGAGAAAUGAGUUGCACAAUUGAGAAGGCACUUGCUGAUGCUAAAGCCCUUGUUGAAAGACUGAGAGAUCACGACGAUGCAGCAGAAUCUCUGAUUGAGCAAACCACAGCUCUCAACAAGCGAGUAGAAGCUAUGAAGCAGUAUCAAGAAGAAAUUCAAGAACUUAAUGAAGUUGCAAGACAUCGGCCACGGUCCACAUUAGUUAUGGGAAUCCAGCAAGAAAACAGACAAAUCAGAGAAUUGCAACAAGAGAACAAAGAAUUACGUACAUCCCUAGAAGAACAUCAGUCUGCCUUGGAACUUAUAAUGAGCAAGUAUCGAGAGCAAAUGUUUAGAUUGCUAAUGGCUAGCAAAAAAGAUGAUCCAGGGAUAAUAAUGAAGUUAAAAGAGCAGCACACCAAGAUUGACAUGGUGCAUCGUAACAGCUCCGAAGGAUUCUUCCUUGAUGCAUCUCGACACACCCUUGAAGCACCUCAACAUGGACUGCAGAGGAGGCACUUGGAAGCAAAUCAGAAUGAAUUACAAGCACAUGUUGACCAGAUAACUGAAAUGGCAGCAGUAAUGAGGAAAGCCAUUGAAAUUGACGAGCAACAGGGUUGCAGGGAACAGGAACGAAUAUUUCAACUUGAGCAAGAAAAUAAAGGCUUGAGAGAGAUCCUUCAAAUAACUCGAGAAUCAUUUUUGAAUCUUAGAAAAGAUGAUGUGUCGGAAAGUACAUCUUUGUCAGCAUUAGUGACCAAUAGUGACCUGAGUCUGAGGAAGAGCUGAAGAGCUUUUAAGUCUGUGAAUGAAUUAACAGAAAAAUCCAUCUCAAGCUGCCCUUUGUUUUAUUUUUUUUAUAAUACGUACGGUGCACUGGCAAUGACAUUUUUAAAAGAUAGCGACAAGAAAAUGCAUACUUAAUGGUCAUAGAUGUUAUUCCAAACUAUAAUUGAAAAAUAGAAACUAACCCUUUGUUAUUUGGUGAACAAGUUAAAGAUUUUCACAGUGACUGCUGCAUGUAUUAAGAGCUUUCAGCAGUGCUGUUGGCUUUCUGGUUGACACUUGGAUAAACAUGAAUAUCCCCAACAGAUGUCUGGGAAUUAAUAGAAACAUCCCAAUUUUAAAAUACAAAUUUUGCCACAGUAUUGUGAAUGGAAAAUCGUCAUACUAAAUUAUAUCCUCCCUAUAGGGUGAAAGUUAACAAGUAGCUUACGUACCAUGAGACUUCAGCUUUAAUGAUUGCCUAUCUACCUUCUCAUUAAUUUAAAUUUUUGUCAAAGAAAGUUCAGUUUGAAAGACUUAGGAAUGUUUUAUAUGCACCGUAAAUAAGAGAGGUAAUUUAAUUUUAGCUAAUUUAUCCUAAUUAAUACUGAGCUAACAAUUGUCCAUGAUUUACUUAAGUAUAUGAAAUAUUUCAGGAAUGAAAGAGAAGGAAUACUACUUUCUAAGAAAGAAGAGCUUAUAAGAGACGUAUUUAGUAGGUUAAACUACUUCUUUGAAAGAAUAAGUUUUGGUUCUAAAUCAGUAAUGAAGAUGAGAGUUUUCUCUUCUCUGGUUGAUCUUUAAGGAUAUUAUGUAGCUCAUUUAGCUAACAGUUGAAAUGUUUGAUAUAGCAAGAUAAGUAUGGCAAUUUCAAAGUAAAUUGAGAAUUCCUCUGUCUCAAAACCUUUUUUUUUUUUUCCUUAAGUAAUUACGCUUAACACAUAUAGAAACAGUAAGUUAAAAUUAAAAAAAAAAUUUUCUAGAUCUGUUCUUAAGUUCCAUCUGGUUCUCAUAACCUAUAAGAUGUUUCUUGUAACCCUUCAGUCAAAGGGCUGGGGGGUGGUGAGGGGGAAAUCUGGAUUUAUAAGUAUUUGUUUUAUUUUUUACAGAAUAUAUAUCCAGUAUAUAAGUUUUUUAAAGCUGCUAGAAAUAGAAAUGUGCUUUAACAUCAGUUGAAAUCUAAAUUUUUCGUAUUUUGUCGUGAUUAUAGAAGAAAAGGUAAGAGUGUCAAAUAUGAUUAUUAAAUAUACUGUACUCGUUUAUAUUAAAUAUAUAUUAAAAAUAGCACAAUAGAAAAUUCUACUUUGGAGUAUAUAAUUUGUUAAAGUAAUAUUUACAUGGUAACUUUUAUGUAUAAUUUCAUAUGUUGGUAAAAUUCAAGACUACUUUUCACUUCGGAAUUUUUUAUCUUAAGUUUGGGGUAAGUGGGGUUGAUGAGACUGAUUGAAUAGAAAAGGGCUAAUGGCCCAAACAUAAAUAGAUUUCUUUUCUCAUUCAGAGGCCUUAAUUGUUAUUUGAUAAACAAGUGACAGUUUUU